CGCCCCUGGCUUCCAUUUCUGAACUGAAGCAACGCCGCCGCUCUCGCGUAGAGUCCUCGCCUUUUUUACACACUCAUUUAAGUAAAUAAACCACCAGUUAUCUAUCGUAAAUUAGCACCGCCGCGAACCGGUAGUGAGAGAAACUGAGGUUAAUGUCCAUCGUGGUAGGUUGUUUGAGUAGUGGCUGGAACUGUAGCUAGCAUUUUAUUCACCAUUUUAACUUUUCUUAGCGGCGUUUUUCCGCCGUUUUUUUUUCGUUCCGCCGCCCCGCUCACUCGGCUCCCUUGUGCGUGAGUAGGGGCCUGUACGUCGGCUCGGCCACGAGGCGCGUCGGUACAGUUGGAACAGGACGAUGGCGGAGUUCGGCAAUGGACUGACGGAGGAAUCUCUACUAGAUUCAGAUCCCGGACAUCCCGAUUUGGAAGACCCGGGUGUCGGUGACGAAGAACCGGGAUUAGAAGACGGAGAGGCCGCAAUCGAGGACCCGGAGCUGGAGGCAAUCAAAGCUCGAGUUAGAGAGAUGGAGGAAGAGGCGGAGAAACUAAAGGAGCUCCAGAACGAGGUGGAGAAACAGAUGAAUCUCAGCCCCCCACCAGUCGGUCCCGUCAUCAUGUCCAUCGAGGAAAAGAUGGAAGCAGAUGGCAGAUCUAUUUAUGUUGGAAACGUGGACUAUGGUGCCACGGCAGAAGAGCUUGAAGCACACUUUCAUGGCUGUGGUUCAGUAAACAGAGUCACCAUCCUAUGUGACAAAUACACAGGGCAUCCCAAAGGGUUUGCUUAUAUUGAGUUUGCAGACAAAGAGUCUGUUAGGACAGCCAUGGCAUUGGAUGAGUCUCUUUUCAGAGGAAGGCAGAUAAAGGUGGGUGCUAAGAGAACAAACAGACCCGGAAUCAGUACCACAGACCGCGGCUUUCCACGGGCUCGGUUCCGAUCAAGGGGGGGAGGCGGAGGAGGAGGAGGCGGAGGAAGCUUCUCAUCGCGUGCACGCUACUACAGCGGCUACACACCACCCAGAGGCAGAGGGCGGGCCUUCAGGGGCCGAGGGCGAACAACAUCGUGGUAUUCCCCUUACUAAACACCCCCUCCCUGUUCAACAUCCCCUUACUAUCAACCCUCUCCCCUUUUUUCCAUUUAGAAAAAAAAACAUUCACUCACACACACACACGCACGCACACAAUGAAAAAGUCACCCCCCCCCUUCCCCAACAAUAAAAGAAGAGAAUCCCAGAAGAGAGGAAAAAAAAAAAAAAAGACAAAAAAAACGACCUCUCCUGGACAGAGAGACUGACUGGCCGCAGUGUGCGAUUGUGUGUGAGCGUGCGUGUGCGGAGGUUGAUGCGGUCGCCCCCUGGUAAGGUAUCGGUUGGCCAUUUAAGGAAAGCAUAAAGUGGCUGAUUUCUUUUUUCUUUUUGUUAUGAGGGUUGGGAGGGGGGGGGGGGGGGGUGUAGGAGAGGUUGGUGGUAUCUCAGGCUGCAGAUGUGUCUCCUUUGGUCUGGCUGUGACUUCCUGCUUUUCACACCAUCCCCAACACAGCCCACCCACUCACCCUCCACCACCACCAAACAAGAAAAGAAAAAAAAGUGGGUGGGGGGGAGGGAGGGAAAUGGCAACAAAAGAAUACAUUGUUUUUGUUUUUAAUGUACCGUACAUAUGUGAAACUUUUCACUAGCCAGAGUAUAUGUUGUGUUUUUAAGUUUUGUGGUUUGGAGUAUAUCAUCACCUCCCUACCCCUCCCCCCCCCUCCCUCUCUCCCCCUUUGUGUUCGCCGUUCUCUGCCCCUCCUCCUCGCUGCAUUUUAUAACUCAUGCUUUCUCUCCCCCACCCCUCCAUGGCCAUCACACCAUGGAUUGUUGUUACCUGGACAGUGAUGGACCUUCAGUGUUCAGUGGGAUUGUACAUGCAUAGAUUUGUUAGUUUUUCUUUCUUUUUCUCCUCGUGGGGGCGGGGGGGGUCCUCCUGCUGCCACCAUCCUGCUGCUCUUUCAUACCCGUCAUCUCCAGCUCAGGCAUGGCCACAGCUCGUUUUAUUCUUUUGACAGACAUCAAUGUUUUUAUUUUUUGUGCAAACCUCCCCCCCCCCACACACCUGUUUUCCCCUCCCUCUGUGUUCCCUGUCUCCUGUCUCUCCUUCUUCCCCUCCCCCGUCCUCUCUCUGUAUAUUAGACCACUUCUUGUCGUUUCAGGUUUCAAGACCAGUGGAGGCUGACGACCCCUCCCCAGGUGGCACAGGCCCCCCCAACUGUCUCGGCAGCGUCUCUCUCUCUCUCUGCUCCCGCUAUGCACACUCACCCCAUCCUGUCCGUGUGGGGGGGUGGGGGAGGGGGGC
Pungitius pungitius (ninespine stickleback) is the source of this 2324-nucleotide messenger RNA. RefSeq names its product poly(A) binding protein, nuclear 1 (gene pabpn1). Bases 353 to 1075 code for a protein of 240 amino acids. The record is from RefSeq and is a predicted model, not a curated record. Lineage: Eukaryota; Metazoa; Chordata; Actinopteri; Perciformes; Gasterosteidae. Gene Ontology annotation, molecular function: poly(A) binding. The transcript is spliced from 7 exons. Gene Ontology annotation, cellular component: nucleus.